Messenger RNA from Anopheles bellator, 912 nucleotides. RefSeq names its product zinc metalloproteinase nas-14-like. The record is from RefSeq and is a predicted model, not a curated record. The transcript has 4 exons. Gene Ontology annotation, biological process: proteolysis. Gene Ontology annotation, molecular function: zinc ion binding; metalloendopeptidase activity. Bases 1 to 912 code for a protein of 303 amino acids. Lineage: Eukaryota; Metazoa; Arthropoda; Insecta; Diptera; Culicidae.
AUGGGAACACGAGUUCGUCCGUGGGAGCUGGGCGCGGGUAUCUACCGCGAGAUGGACAUCAUGGAGAAGGAGUCACACCAGCAGAACGGUGUUUCCCUGUCGGCGUGGCCAAAUGCUCGCUGGCCCAACGCAGUCGUGCCGUACCUUUUCACCGGGACAUUCACUGAUGAACAGAAGGCAGUGGUGCUGACGGCCAUGGCACAGUUUGCGGCCAAUACGUGCGUGCGUUUUGUCGCGCAAACCACGGAAACGGUGUACAUCAGCAUCACCAGCUCGGCGACCGGGUGCUGGUCGUACGUCGGACGGAGUUUAUCCAACACGUACAACGUCGUCAAUCUGCAAACUCCGAGCUGCAUAACCGUUGAAACUGCUGCCCAUGAGCUGAUGCACUCGAUCGGCUUCUACCACGAGUUUACCCGGCCCGACCGUGACGAGUACGUCUCGAUUGAUCGGGAAGCGCUCGCCCCACAGUACCAGACAGAGGAGUUCUAUCAGGACAAUUACGGCAAAUAUUCCGACAACCAGGUUGUGCUGUAUGGUCGGCCGUACGACUACGGGAGCGUGAUGCACUACUCCAAAUACGCAGCCGCUGCCAAUCGAUCGCGUCCGGUUAUGAACAACCUGAAACCGUGGACUGGCGAUUUCGGCAACGAUAAUGGACUGUCCGCAGCCGACAUUAUCGACAUUAAUUAUAUGUACUGCAACGCAACAACGACCACCGCGAUUCCGGCAACAACCACCACAACUCCGCUUCGUCCAGCAACGAUCUAUCAGGGUUUUGAGACUCAAGAGUAUGCUUUAUCGAACUCAACAACGAUACUCACUGGAAGAUCGAAAGGAUCUUUACCAGUAGCAGAAACUGAAUGGCUCCUAUCCACGACCGAUACUGUGACGCGUGGUGUGGCGUACUAA